Messenger RNA from Chlamydomonas reinhardtii, 2956 nucleotides. RefSeq lists its product as uncharacterized. Lineage: Eukaryota; Viridiplantae; Chlorophyta; Chlorophyceae; Chlamydomonadales; Chlamydomonadaceae. The coding region runs from base 76 to 405 and encodes 109 amino acids. The record is from RefSeq and is a predicted model, not a curated record. The transcript has a single exon.
CCGCUUACGUUGCUGUGUGCCCGGCCGGCGUGUUUGUGCAGGUGUCUGGUUUUCGCCAUCGCUGUGGGCGUCCUCAUGCUCUGCCGCCGUGGCGGCGGUGGCGGUGGUGACAGCGGUGGUGGCGGCCGCGGCAGUUCCUCCGGCAUGGGCGGUCGGUUCGGCGGCAGGGGCGCGCUGGCGAAGGAAGCGGUUAAGUGUGCCCCAGUCAACGGCGGUAGGUGCGGUGUGGGUCGUGUGGAGGCCGGUAAAGGUGUGCCCGUCUGGGAGAGUGCGUUGGGCAGCGGUAAGGGGAGCGGUGCUGUUGUGGGUUUUGGCUCGGGCUCGGGUUUCAGCGUGGAGUGCGAGAGUAAGGCGGUUGAGGGCUAUCCUGUGCCGCCUGUGGGCCCGUGGCCACUUGUUUUUUAAUGUGUUGGCGUCAAUAACACAGGUGCGGUCCGGAGUGAGGAGCUCGCGGAAGUCGCUGGUGAGUUCAAGGAGGGGUUGAAUCAAUCGAAAGGGUACGGCCUGUUCCGCGUCGGCGCCUGGCGGCGCGGUGCGUGUAAGGAGGGCCGACAGACCGUGGAGCGUGGUGUGGUAUGCGCUGCCCUUUUGGGUCAGCUCCAGCCCCGCGUCUUUGAUCAGCGAGAGUUGUCGUAGGUUGGUGUAAAAGCGGCACUGCGUGUGGAGUUGAUCUGCGGGCACUCUCUGUGCCACACUGUGUUGCAGGUGGAGCAUGGCGCGGGUGACGGCACCCAGUCUGCCCCCAUCGUUUAAGGCCUGGACGAGGGCCUUGCCUGCGCGGCGGACAUAUAGCUCGCGGAUGCUACCUACCCCCAGGCCAAGGGUGUUAGUGGGCUGGAGGAUAGCGCGGGUGGGGAAGCCGCGUUUCAGGCCGUAGCACAUCUUUGCAGUGCUUGCAAUGAGCGCAUCGAGGCUGGCCACGUCGUGUGUGCUGUACGGCAUGAACGGGAGGCUGUAGGCCACUGCUGGGUGGAUGGUGAAUUGUAUCAUCCGGAGUUUCUGGUCCGGUGUGGCGAGUGAUGUGGCGAUGCGUUGCCCUCGCUUCUUUAUUUUUUCCCGGAUGUACUGCACUUGUGCACUCCAGUCUAGGGUAGGGGUGAUGUGGAUGCCAAGGUAUUUGUAGGAUUCAUGGGGGGGCUUGUAUGGGAUAGCGGUGCCGUCUAUGCGGAUUUGGCCUUCAAGCAUUCUGGCGAGCGCUGCCUGGUGGGGCUUGCUGCGGGGGCCACCGAGGGUGGGAUCGGCGCGGGCGCGGCCGUGGAGUAUGCCUUGUAGUUGGCAUUUGGAGACGUUGACUUUGAGGCCGCCCCAUGCUGCAUAUUUCUCAAUUUUUUCAACUUGGAUUCGUAGGUUUGAGAUUUGGGUUGUGGCGGUGACUAAGUCAUCGGCGAAGGCGCCUGAGCUGAGGUUGUGUUUAUCAUUCUCGGCUUUGGUGAGACAUCCGUAUUGGUAUCCGCGCCCGCCAACAUGGAGCCACCGGAGCAGCGGUUCGAUAAAGAUGAUGAACAGUAGUGGUGACAGGACAUCGCCCUGUACCGUGCCGCGUUGGAUAGGGAUAGGGGGUGUGGUUCCAUGUUCAGUGCGCACGCUGGUGGCUGCCUUGCCGUAUAGGUCCCGUACCACCUCAAUCAGAUCGGUGGGGUAGCCUAGGUCGUGCAUGACAAUGAGCAGUUUGUCGUGGUCUAUCGUGUUGAAUGCGGAGGUAAAAUCAAUGUACAGUAGGAAGAGGUCGCGUCCGGUGGUGGCGGCGUCUUCUAUGGCGUGGAGUAGAUUUUGGACUUGCCGUUCGGUAUUGCGGCCUCUGAGAAAGCCUUCUUGUGACUCCAUGAAGAUGUGGGCUUGUUCGCUAAACAGGGCGGCAUUCACAGUGAUGAGGGAGGUAUACAGCUUGUAGAGGGUGUUCGCCAGCGCGAUGGGCCGCUUAUUCUGUAUCAGCAGGGGGUCUCCCUUCUUGGGUAGGAGGACGGUGUCGGACUGUGUCCAGUGUGUAGGGAUGUGCGCUUUUACCCACAUGAGAGUCAUGAGUUGGUGUAUGGCUGUUUGUAGGCUGGUGGGUAUUGUCUGGAGUAGUUCGUUCGGUAUUCCGUCGGGUCCCGGGGCCUUGCGACGAGACAGGUGGUUGACGCAGCCAAAGAAUGUGGUGCUGUCAGCAAUACCUGGCAGUAAGGUGGCGGGUGCGUCGGUUGGCUUAGAUAGGGCCGGCAUUCGGUCGGGUGCGUCGGGCCGGCUCCAGGGGUACUGUUUCUCGCUGUCGGGUAUGUUGUAUUGUCCUGUGCGGGGGCCGUUGAUGGGUAGGAGUUGGGCGGUGAAGUGCUGGUGGAUACUGUUUAGAAUUUUUUCGGGCUUGGUGUGGACUUCUUUGGUGAUGGGGUCAGUGAGGGCGGGCGUGCCACGUGGUUGGUCCGUCUCAUCAAAGAUCUUCUGGUGUGCACGCUUUGGCUGUGUUGCAACCAGUCGUCGGAAGGCGCGGGCUGCACGUUUGGUAUUGAGUUUUCUUGCUUCCUUUUUUGCGGUGCGAAGGAGGGUGCGUGCGUUGAGUAGCUGACUCCUGAUGGCGGUGGGUGUGUCCUCGUCUGCGGGGGCCGGGGCAGGUGUGGGGCUGGUGGUGUUGGGCGGGGGCGUCGGGGUGGGGUGAGGCGUGGCGGUGGGUGGGAUGGCGCCCGCUGCGUUUGUAACAGUAAGGGCGGCCGUGAGUUUUUCUUUGAGCUGGCGGGUGGCAUUCAGGAGGCGUGUCACGGUUUUGGACGUGUGGCGUCGUGGGCUUGUAGUGCUGGCACGUGGGGGUUUCUUGUCGCAGUAGGUUUUGAGAACAUCCAGGCACUUUUGGAGAAUGGUUUCGAGUGUGUUGCUGAUGGACGUGGUGUCGGCAGCACUAACUUCGGGAAGGGCACGGAACUCCGCAGGGCUUGGGGUGUUCCGUUCGGCUUGGGCGGGGGUGAGGCCGGCAGGGUAUAGCUUG